GUGCCUCGAGCGCCGUGACAGCAAAUGCAAGACCAAGAACUUUUGCAUGCCUUUUUAUAUCCCAGCUUUUAAUCCUUGAUAUCCUUCUGACUGUGAUGGUAACAGCGUAACGCCAUGAUCCGAGCAGCCCUUCUCGUCGCUCUCUUUGGCCAAACCAUUGCAGCUUUCAACAACCCCCCUGGCGUCGACAUAUGGUGUGGAAAAGCCUAUCGUCCCACAAAUGCAUCGUUUGAACCGGGAGGAUGGCUAGAAGAACCAACUGCGUCAUCAACGCCUCGACUGGAUUUACGGAUCCGGCCUCGCAUGAGUCUUUACACGGCAGAGGAAGAAUCGGGGUCGUUUAUUAUUGAUGCGGGGAUUUCGCGUACGCAUGGGGAGCCGUUUGAUUUUCGGUCUGUGGUGUUGCUGGAUUCUGCGCAAUCGUGUCGGGUGCUACUGGUGGAUGUUUUGAUUGAACAGGCUGGGGUUGAGUUGAGGCGUUCCGUGCCUGUUAAUUCGACUGCGAAUGAGGUUGUUUUCGAGUUGGAUGGGCUUGAGCCGCGGUUUGAGCCGUACGAUAUUUUAGUGACGGUGUCUUAUCCGUCGGGGAAUCAGAGUAAACCGGUACAUACGGCUACGACGCAGGUGUAUCGGUUGCCGGAGAGGGCAGACGGGGGGAGUAUCACCAAGAUUGAUAGCCUGUAUGGGGGUCUACUGGUCCAGGACUAUCUCAGCGACUCGUCUGUGUGGACGCCUAUCUUGCCGUAUUCCUUUUACGUGAGCUGGGGCGGGUGGCUGGAGAAGUCGUUGGACAAUGUGCAGAAAUUCAAGGACCAGGGAUAUAACAUCUUGCAUCUUGUUCCUGGUGGAGGAACGUUUGGUGAAGCUUUCAACCUGACUGAGCUGAAUAUGUUCCUCGAUAAGUGCGAUGAGAUUGGACUGUGGGUUAUGUGGGAUAUGCGGUGGACUUAUCAGAACUUGACUUCUGUGGAAGAGCAGGUGAAUAUGUUCAAGUCCAGGAAGAGCAUGCUGCUUUGGUAUACUGGUGAUGAGCCAGAUGGGCACAGUGAUCCGUUGAAUGCUACCAAAGAGGCGUACGAUAAGAUCAAAUCCUUGGAUCCCUGGCAUCCUAUUUCGCUGUGUUUGAACUGUUACAACUUCUACUAUGAGGAGUACUCGUCAGGAGCGGACAUUAUUCUCUCUGAUGUUUACCCCAUUGCGGUCAAUACCAGCUGGUCGGAUCAGUAUGAUACUGCGUGCAACACGACGUAUGGCUGCUGUGGCUGCGACGACUGCCAUGGCAACUUUGAGGAUAUCUCCCUUCGUCUGGAUCGUUUUUCCCAGUAUCAAGCCUGGAUCGGUGGAGGUCCUAAGACAUACUGGGGAGUUCCACAGGCGUUUGGCAAUGACUCCUUCUGGAAGCGCUCUCCAACCCCCGAGGAAGAAGUAAUCAUGAAUAUGCUCAGUAUCAACCACAACGCCAAAGGUAUCGUCAUGUGGACCUACCCGACCAACACGGAGAUUGUGAAUAUCGCAAGCAAACUGAGUCGAGUCUUGGUAUCUCCGGAGGUGACGGGAUUUCUGCUGGGAGCACAAACGACGCCCUUGCAGGUGGAGGGGCAGCAACGGAUAGAUGCGGCUGGGUGGAGAAUUGGAAAUCGGAUGCUUGUCAGUAUACUGUACUUGGAGUAUUCCGCACUGCAAUCGCAGGUCACAGUGUUGUUGCCUGAGGGUAGAGCUCGAUCUAUCCCUCGCACUCUGUGGGGAUCUGGUGAUUGGUCAGUACAUGAAGGCCAACUGGUGAAAAACAGCCUUUCGGGACUGGAGACGGAUCUGUUGAUUAUAGAGUUACAGUAAAUCGAGACCAAGACACUCACUCACCUUAUGGAUUCCCCCCACUGAGUGUAUCCAGAAUGUAGGCACUAAGUGUAGAUCGGUGGAUGUCCGGGGAAGCCGGCUAUACUGAUUCAGGCAUAGUGCUAUCGUUAUCGGGGGGGGCAUCAUCGAGCAACGCAAGAGAGCAACGCAUGAUGAGGUCAACGACGGCCGUAUUUCGCCAUCAAAAAUGGACAAAGAGACAGUAGAUCAUCGAGUUUACUAGAAUAAAAAGCAGACAUCUUCCCCGCCUGACCACAUGUGGUGAUGAGCCUACAGCAGUCAACCCCUCCCCCUGUCAUGUGCCCCGCGUUGCGUGUAGAUACGGCACGUUAUGUAGAGUUGGUUAUCUAGACAAUAUCACCCCUCUCUCUCUCUGUUCUGACUCCCGUCCUCUGCCGAAGAUUUUCUGCUCCGUUUAUUUCCCCUUCUCUUU
Molecule: messenger RNA, 2290 nt
Organism: Aspergillus wentii DTO 134E9
Lineage: Eukaryota; Fungi; Ascomycota; Eurotiomycetes; Eurotiales; Aspergillaceae
Exons: 2
Coding region: 115-1836 (573 amino acids)
Source: RefSeq, a predicted model, not a curated record